Molecule: messenger RNA, 210 nt
Organism: Clunio marinus
Lineage: Eukaryota; Metazoa; Arthropoda; Insecta; Diptera; Chironomidae
Source: the annotation of a GenBank genome assembly
AUGCAAUUUAAAGAGUUCAAUCUUGAACAACAUUUUACUUUAUUAUUAAACUUGGAUAAUAUUCAAUAUCAAGUAAGCAGACUUCUUUCCUUAAGGAUACACGAUAUUGAUAUUAGUUUCCUGACAGUUGCCAGUAUGAAAUCAACGAGAGAAAAAUGGAAACAGAAAGGUGAAAAUAAUGCAAAUCUCGCAUUUUAUCGCUUAAAAUAA